CGAUGCGGGGCACGUCGUCGGCUCAAAACUCCUCACCGGCCCCGUCACGUGCGCGCCCGCAGCGCACGCCUCGUGCCGCCCCCACCCCCCAUAAAUAAGCAGCUCGCUCGCGGCGCCGAGCUCUGCAGCGGCUAUUGGGACGGACGGUUCCGUUGGUCGGCUCCCGUUCGUCGACACACUGAUAAACUUGCGCCGAAGAAGAGCGGCCGGCGACGGAGUCUCGACCCCCAGCGGCGGCAGCGGCGGCUACAGAGGGCCGCAAACAACAGAGCUGAUCUGAUCCACGAGGAAGUGCGAUACAUCAGUGAGAUCGAUCGGACAGAUGGGCUACCUCACAAGUUCUUCUUGGGUGAUGAGCUUGUGUGGGAGCCCGAUAUGCUCCCACCAAGACGUGGCCUCAUGUGCGUUCAAGCAAAUAUUCGACGCCUCCACCUGCACGAACCAUCUAGCGGCGACCGGCAUCGCGGCGCUGCUCCUGUUCGCGCUCGCGCUCCAGCUGUUUGUGAAAAUUCCCAAGAGCAGAGCGUCGGCGCGGCAGCUCGUCACGCUCAGCUCACCGCUGCACUCGUCUGCUGUGGUGUUCAGUGGCACCCUGGGUUUGGUUUAUCUUGGGCUUGGACUGUGGAUGCUGGGGAGUGGCUUCAAUCAGGAUGCUUCUGCUUACCUUCCACAUUGGUGGCUUGUGACAGCAUGUCAGGGACUGAACUUGAUCCUCACCAGCUUCGCUUUCAGCAUCAGGCCUCGGUUUCUUGGAGCGGCAUUCGUUCGAUUUUGGCCGGUCUUGCUGGUCCUCUACGCGGCAUUCAUCUGUUCUUCUUCUGUCGUUGAUAUUGUUGCAGAGAAGGCGCUGACUGUUAAGUCCUGUUUAGAUAUUUUGUCCCUACCAGGUGCAAUUCUCAUGCUUAUUUACGGCAUUCGGCACAGCCAUGACGAAGAGGGUCAUGGAAGAAGUGGCAAUGGUUUAUACAAGCCCCUGAACACGGAGGCAGACAGUGAGGUAGCUGAUUCUGACAGUCAGGUAACCCCCUUUGCUAAAGCUGGUUUUUUCAGCAGGAUGUCGUUUUGGUGGCUGAAUCCUCUGAUGAAGAUGGGCUAUGAGAAGCCCCUUGAGGACAAAGACAUGCCGCUUUUAGGCGCCACAGAUCGAGCACAGAACCAGUACUUGGUGUUCAUGGAGAAGCUGAACCGCGAAAAGCAGUCGCCAUCGCACGCCACACCAUCAUUCUUCUGGACUAUUGUUUCUUGUCAUAAGCGUGCCAUCUUGGUCUCGGGUUUCUGUGCUUUGCUAAAAGUUCUCACCUUAUCUACUGGCCCAAUACUUCUCAAGGCAUUCAUCAAUGUAUCACUUGGGAAAGGGUCCUUUAAAUACGAAGGCUUUGUGCUUGCUGCAGUAAUGUUCGUCUGCAAAUUCUGUGAAUCGUUGUCACAGAGGCAGUGGUAUUUCCGCACUCGGAGAUUAGGAUUGCAGGUGAGGUCAUUUCUGUCAGCAGCUAUUUAUAAGAAACAGCAGAAGCUAUCAAAUGCAGCAAAAAUGAAGCACUCUUCUGGAGAAAUUAUGAACUAUGUGACUGUCGAUGCCUACCGGAUUGGGGAAUUCCCAUACUGGUUCCAUCAAACAUGGACAACAAGUGUUCAACUUUGCAUUGCUCUGGCGAUUCUAUACAAUGCGGUCGGCGCUGCAAUGCUUUCAUCAUUAGUUGUAAUCAUCAUCACAGUGCUUUGCAACGCGCCAUUGGCCAAACUGCAACACAAAUACCAGAGUAAGCUUAUGGAAGCACAAGAUGUGAGAUUGAAGGCCAUGACCGAGUCACUAGUUCAUAUGAAGGUCUUGAAACUUUAUGCAUGGGAAGCUCACUUCAAGAAGGUCAUUGAGGGGUUGAGAGAGGUUGAGUACAAGUGGUUGACAGCAUUUCAGCUUAGGAGGGCAUACAACAGUUUCCUGUUCUGGUCAUCACCUGUUCUGGUUUCGGCAGCGACCUUUCUAACAUGCUAUCUUCUGAAAAUUCCUCUUGAUGCUAGCAAUGUAUUCACCUUCGUGGCAACUCUACGUCUCGUGCAAGACCCAAUCAGGCAAAUACCAGAUGUUAUUGGCGUCGUGAUACAAGCUAAGGUCGCGUUCACUCGGAUAUCGAAGUUUCUUGAUGCUCCUGAGCUAAACGGGCAAGCUAGAAAGAAAUACUAUGUUGGCAUUGAUUACCCUAUAGCGAUGAAUUCGUGCAGUUUCUCAUGGGAUGAGAAUCCAUCAAAACCAACUCUGAAGAACAUAAAUCUGGCAGUCAAAGCAGGAGAAAAGGUUGCCAUUUGUGGAGAGGUAGGAUCAGGGAAGUCCACGCUUUUGGCUGCUGUGCUUGGAGAGGUCCCCAAGACUGAAGGCACGAUCCAAGUCUGUGGGAAAAUAGCAUAUAUUUCUCAGAAUGCAUGGAUCCAAACAGGAACCGUGCAAGACAAUAUUCUCUUCGGAUCGCCAAUGGACAGGGAAAGAUAUCACAACACACUCGCGAGGUGCUCGUUGGUCAAGGACCUUGAAAUGUUGCCAUAUGGAGAUUGUACUCAAAUUGGGGAGAGAGGAGUAAACCUUAGUGGUGGUCAGAAGCAGCGCGUCCAGCUUGCUCGUGCACUAUACCAAAAUGCAGACAUCUAUCUUCUUGAUGAUCCUUUCAGUGCUGUCGAUGCCCAUACAGCCACAAGUCUAUUCAAUGAAUAUGUCAUGAGCGCUCUAUCGGACAAGACUGUUCUCUUGGUGACGCACCAAGUGGAUUUUCUACCCGUAUUUGACUCCAUUUUGUUAAUGUCAGAUGGAGAGGUCAUUAGGUCUGCACCUUAUCAAGAUCUAUUGGCAGAUUGUGAAGAAUUUAAAGACCUUGUAAAUGCCCAUAAAGAUACAAUUGGUGUUUCCGAUGUUAGUAACAAUAUAACAACUCGAAGAUCUAAGGAAGUAUCAGUAAAGGAGACAGAUGGUAUUCAUACAGAAUCUGUGAAGCCAUCACCGGCAGAUCAACUGAUCAAGAAAGAGGAAAGAGAAACAGGGGACGCAGGUGUUAAGCCUUAUAUGCUUUACCUGUGCCAGAACAAAGGCCUCCUGUAUUUCUCUCUUUGUAUUAUUUCUCACAUAAUUUUCGUAGCUGGGCAAAUAUCACAGAAUUCAUGGAUGGCUGCUAAUGUCCAAAAUCCUCAUGUUAGUACACUGAAGUUAAUUUCUGUGUACAUUAUUAUCGGAGUUUGCACAAUGUUCUUCUUGCUAUCAAGAUCUUUGGCAGUCGUUAUUCUUGGGAUCCAGACAUCACGAUCCUUAUUUUCCCAGCUACUCAAUUCAUUAUUCCGUGCACCAAUGUCCUUUUUUGAUUCUACUCCGCUAGGAAGGGUUCUUAGCCGGGUUUCUUCAGAUUUGAGUAUCGUUGACCUUGAUGUUCCAUUUGCCUUCGUAUUUAGCCUUGGUGCCAGCUUAAACGCAUAUAGCAAUCUAGGGGUACUGGCUGUUGUUACAUGGCAAGUUCUGUUUGUAUCCGUUCCAAUGAUAGUUUUGGCAAUUAGGCUGCAGAGGUACUAUCUAGCCUCGGCCAAGGAACUGAUGCGGAUCAAUGGUACCACCAAGUCUGCUCUAGCGAAUCACUUAGGUGAAUCGAUUGCAGGGGCUAUAACCAUAAGGGCCUUUGAGGAAGAAGAUCGUUUCUUUGCUAAAAUUUUUGACCUUGUUGACAAGAAUGCCAGCCCAUAUUUCUAUAAUUUUGCAUCAACUGAAUGGUUGAUUCAACGUCUGGAGAUAAUGAGCGCCGCAGUUCUUUCUUUUUCUGCCUUUGUCAUGGCCCUUCUUCCUCAAGGAACUUUUAGCCCUGGUUUUGUGGGAAUGGCAUUGUCCUAUGGUCUUUCCCUAAAUAUGUCAUUUGUUUUCUCUAUUCAAAACCAAUGCAACCUGGCGAAUCAAAUAAUCUCGGUGGAACGGGUGAACCAGUACAUGGACAUACAAAGUGAAGCCGCAGAAGUUGUUGAGGAAAAUCGACCAUCACCAGAUUGGCCUCAAGAUGGUAAUGUGGAGCUUAGAGAUUUGAAGAUCAGGUAUAGGAAAGAUGCUCCCCUUGUACUACAUGGAAUCACUUGCAGGUUUGAAGCUGGAAAUAAGAUUGGUAUAGUUGGUCGAACGGGAAGUGGCAAGACAACAUUAAUUGGUGCAUUGUUUCGUCUUGUUGAACCCGCCGAUGGGAAAAUAAUUAUAGACUCUGUGGACAUCAGUACAAUAGGCUUGCAUGACCUGCGUUCGCGUUUGGGUAUCAUUCCACAAGAUCCAACACUUUUUCAGGGUACAGUAAGAUACAAUCUAGAUCCUCUUGGGCAAUUCUCAGAUCAACAAAUAUGGGAGGUUCUUGACAAAUGUCAACUUCUUGAAGCUGUCCAGGAGAAGGAUCAAGGACUGGAUUCACAUGUUGUGGAAGACGGGUCGAACUGGAGUAUGGGUCAAAGGCAGCUCUUUUGUCUGGGACGCGCACUUUUGAGAAGAUGCCGCAUCUUAGUUCUGGAUGAAGCGACAGCCUCUAUUGACAAUGCAACAGAUGCUGUCCUUCAGAAAACGAUCCGGACAGAAUUCAAAUAUUGCACCGUCAUUACAGUUGCACACCGUAUACCAACAGUUAUGGACUGCGAUAUGGUACUUGCAAUGAGCGAUGGGAGAAUAGUGGAGUAUGACAAACCUACAAAGCUCAUGGAAACGGAAGGAUCUCUCUUCCGCAAACUGGUCAACGAGUACUGGUCAUACACAUCGAACGGAAAUAUUUAGAAGAGACUGUCAGUUUUGAUUGCUUACUUGCUGCAGCUUUCCAAGAAAUAAAAGACAAAUCGGCUUUUAGAAAAUAGUGCCACGACUGAAGAUAUAUAGUAAUCUAUGCUACCUCAGAGGAAUUCAUCUAUUUGGAAUCUGAAGAAAGGCAGUACUAUUUAUUGUCUGGCAGUUUCUUUCGCUACCAGAAAUUCUGUGCAAUACACAGUGGACUGCCUCUGCCCUUCAGUAUUGGUGAAGCUGAGCAGAGUAAACCCCUGAAGAGAUAAUAGAAGGCUAAACCAGAGGUACUUCAAAUCUACAACCUACGAAUGAGAUGCGAUGUGAGCAUAUGUGUUUGCUGACAGUGUUAUGGUCGAGUCGUUUGUCGAUUGGCUAAUGCAUUCACUUCCACAUCAUUUACAGUAGCUUGGUACGUUUAUGCUGAAUGCAUUGACUUUAUAUAUGAGGUUUCAGACUACGAAAUGUAAAUUGAUGCGAUUGGUUUCUGUUGUCCAUGUAUUUCUCCAGUGGAAAGCAGGUUGCUUUUGUCGUUAAGACUGCCUUUCCAUAUUGCAAUGUACCCUCUGUACCAAAAUAUAUAACGUUUUAGCGAUCAUAGUGUAAAUCUGGCUACGUUACGAAACUUCCCGAGUUUCCGAAAAUGCCCUCCCACCUGCCCACUCCCAUCCACUUGCUGCCCACUCUCACCCACACCCUCUCAUUCCCCUCCCUCGUCGCCUCUCCGCAUCGUCGCCGGCCACCGCAGCCCAUCGCGUUCUCGCUCCGGCAGCCCACCGUGUUCUUCCUCCUGCAGCCCAGCGCUUGCUUCCUCUCCUUCCUUUCCCACCGCUUGCUUCCUCUCCUUCCUUUCCCAUCCCGAGGUCAAAAGAGUGGUUUUUUAUGCGCCGGUGAAGAGCUUCUGGGCGGCGGAGCUGGUGUGGGCGCCGACGCCGGAUCCGCGUGCGCGUACGCUAGAUCUGGGCUACGGAGCGGCCUGGACAGAGCGGAGCGGCGACGGAGUGGAGCAGCGGAGUGGCCCCCGGGAAGGAUGCCUGGCCGGCUGCGGGCACCCUGGGUGGGGCUGCGCGUCUAUGCGGCGACCUCAUCGGGACCAAGAAGCCGGCGGCGGUGAUGCUGCUGCACAUCGAUGACCUCCUCCCUCUCAUGCGUGCCCGUCGUCGUGCGCCGUGACAGUCGAUGCAGGGAGAGGAGGACGACCCCAGCCAUGGAGUAGCAACAACUCAAGUUUAAGGUCAAAGUGAUGGUCAUGGGUGAAAUUAGGGACGAUGCCCAGCAGCAACAACUCACCAACACCUGCUCCGACGCCAUGGACCAACAGCAGCAACUGAAGGAUGUGGGUGAGGAAAGCGGACAUGCUCGAUGGACCGACAAGGUGGUGAAGGAUGAGCUUGUUCACUGUGUAUGAUCCAUCCAUGCCCCUUCUGUUUUGCUGUUUGUCAACACACAUUGUACUGUAUGUUUACAUGCUGUCAAUGCUCAGUGAGGUCUGUUUCAACGCUUAGCCACUAGUGUCAUGUUUCUGUCUACUGUCUUUCAUGUUAAUGCGUUUCACACUGAAUGUUUUUGACUGUUUAAUUUGGUACAGGCUCAUGUUACCAAAAUGGAGUACGGUACAAACUAAAAUGAUCAUUGCUAUACUCUACUCCUAAUCCAUUUUAUUCUGUAUUUUGAUCAUUUCACAUUGAGUAUUUGAGUUGACAGUGACAUCAUCUUUAUAGGGAAGAUGAGGAAGCUCACCGACUGCAUCUUCGUCGGCAUCAAUGCCAUCGUGCAUGUCGAUGUCAUCUUCACCAGGAUCAAUGCUCUCGUGCAUGUCGAUAUCAUCGAUAUCAUCUUCAUCGGGACCGACUCCUCUAGGUUGUUGUGUCGUGCUGGAGAUGCUGCCUGCUUCGAGCUGUUGCUGUUGCUGCCUACUUCAAGCCCUCCAGGUACUCUGUACUGCCAAUUCCAUAUUCAUCUGAGCACGAUUUCAGUCUUGUAUGCCUGCUAGAGUUCUUGUACUCAGAAACUUUGUCUUGAUUGAUACUUUGCCAUCAAUUUUUUACUGUAUACAGUACCUGUACAUUGAAACUGUCUUGAUUGAUACAGUACUCUACCAACAAACUUUGUCUGGAGUAUUUUGAGCUUUUCCUUUUCAAACUUUUACUUCAGGAGGCGAUCUGGACCAAGUGGGGAGGCUAUCUGUAGCAGUACCUGGAGCUGCAUGGGAGGGCGCGGCGAUCUGGACCUGGGGCUGCCGAUCUGAAGCAGUACCCCCUCCGGCGAGCAGUACCUCGAUCUGAAGCAGUACUCUCUGGAGCUGGCGAGGCCUUGGGAGGGGGACAACGGUCUGCAGCAGCACCCCCUCCGACGAGGCGAGUUGGUGAGGCCCCCUCCAGCGACAGGGGGCUGGAUUGGCGCAGGCGACAGGGGGGUGGCCCUGGGAGAGGGGCGGCCCUGGGAUGGGGGGCGACCCUGGCGGCAGGAAGCAAGCAGCAGCGGCGACUGGGAUGGAGAGGAUCUGCUCGGCGAGGAAGACGACGGCAAUAGCGAUUUAAAUUAGGGGCACUUCUGUACUUUCCUCCCUUUUCACCUGGUCGGGACGUUUUCUAAAACGUCAUAUAUUUCGGAACGGAGGGAGUACGUAUAUAAAGAGUGUUUUUAUUUGCUCACAUGGAUUGGGUCGUUGGUGCAUAUGUUCACGGGAUGAAUCAAUGUGGCUGGAUCAGUGGAUCGGUUGAAUUAUGUCUAAAUAUUUUCGUUGGACGUAAAUGCUCUGUUUUCGCUUUGAA
This is a messenger RNA of Triticum aestivum (bread wheat), 7542 nucleotides long. Its product is annotated as ABC transporter C family member 10. Lineage: Eukaryota; Viridiplantae; Streptophyta; Magnoliopsida; Poales; Poaceae. Gene Ontology annotation, cellular component: membrane. Gene Ontology annotation, biological process: transmembrane transport. The record is from RefSeq and is a predicted model, not a curated record. Gene Ontology annotation, molecular function: ATP binding; ABC-type transporter activity; ATP hydrolysis activity. Bases 323 to 4768 code for a protein of 1481 amino acids. The transcript has 16 exons.